AUGGAAGAAGUUCAAAACAUAGGAACGGAACGAGAACAACUAAGAAAUUCUCGAGAAGCCAACAGUCAGGAGCAAGAAGACACGCAGCCGAGAGACUGCUUCGAUGCUAAAGAUUCAGCACAGGCCAUAAGACGGCGCGAAAUCGAGCAGGAGGUUUACCAAGUGCGACAAGCCGAGUUGAGAUUUCUACGUCACACCCAAGAACUAAUGGAAAGGCCAACGGGCCCACAGAGAAGAUUUGAACGAGGUGAAAUUCGUCUCAGCGGGGAACGAUUUAUGCGUUGCGCUUUUCUGAAGCGAUCGGAGAACAAUACUCUGACUAAUGCCACGUAG
Haemonchus placei is the source of this 333-nucleotide messenger RNA. NCBI's taxonomy places the organism in Eukaryota, Metazoa, Nematoda, Chromadorea, Rhabditida, Trichostrongylidae. The record is from the annotation of a GenBank genome assembly.